GCACCAGCUGAAGCUCAGAAAACUUUAAGUUUCGUCGUGAUUUAUUAUUAAACCUCAUUAUCGGGCUGCUGGGCAAACAGUCGAUGUUCAACAAGCAAAAUGAUCGCGAAUGUCUCGUAGUUAAUAAGAACAACGAAUUUCUCGAUACUCGCAGAUUGAACACAAGCGUAAAUUAACGUUUUUUAAGCCCAAUGACGACAUUACCGUGGUGGAUCAUUCAUUUGGCAGUGCGAAGUGUCGUAAUGUAACAGUGGAAAUGGUUAUAAACAUGUCUUUUGCAGCUUAUUUUCGUUUUUAGUCCGAAUGAGCUGCCCCCUCGAUCAGCAGGAAUUUAGACCCCUGCAGUUUUGUUGUAGUAUUUAUGUUGUUAUUGGUGGUCCAUUUAUAGCUUCUGAAACAAAUCAUCAUGAAUCUGCAAACGAUUUUUCAAGAUUUCAAUCCAAGCAAAUUCCUGGUUCAUACAUGUUUGAUGAUUUUUACUGCCUUGUUUGCCCUGAGACUUGACGGUUUUAUUGAAUGGAAUUAUUGGACAGUAUUUACACCAAUAUGGUUUUGGAAGGGUAUGGUUAUUCUUGGUGCAUCAGUUGGUAGUUAUGUAUGGUGGAGACAUCCACACUCACGAUUAGAAGGAGAUGCUUACGUUCAUUACAAAGCAAUGCUCAUAACAUUAGCAUUACACUUAAUUUUAUUAAUGUUUGAGCUGUUAGUAUGUGAUAAAUUAGAGUCAGAACGUCACUUAUGGAUUCUUGUUUUUAUACCAUUAAUUUUUAUCUCUAUUGUAUCAAUAGCGGUUUGCAUUUGGGCUGUUAAACAUGAUAGGUCGUUUGAGCUAGAACUAUUUUGCGCUGUAAAUGUUUUGCAGUUCAUAUUUCUUGCUCUUAGAUUAGACGAGUUUGUUACAUGGAGUUGGGAAGUAGUGUUUGUGCCUUUGUGGGCACUUUUAUGUUUAUCUCUUGUUGCAGUUUUAUAUGCUAUCGUGUUUGCUGCUGUUUUAUUAAGAACUCCACAAAUUAAUGCUAGACAGAGAAGAACUUCACUGAAUUCUGCUUUAGCUUAUACAUCUUUGGUUGUACCAAUAUUAGUGUUUCAGGUUUUGUUGGCAAAUAAAUUAGAUGGAGAUAUCAACCUGAAUUUUACUACAGUAGCAGCACCAUUGUUAUUUUCUCAUGUGACUUUAAUUAUCAUGUCAUUUGGGGCCAAAGGAGGCAAUAAAUGGUGGUUUGGAAUAAGAAAAGACUUCAGUCAUUUUCUACUUGGUCUCUGUCCAAUAUUACAGGAGUACGGUAAUAUUUCCUAUCAACCAAGAAGUGCACAAGAUCAAUCUCCAGAAUCAGUAGCUUUUGAUAAAAACGAAAAAAAUAUUAAAAAGAUUGAUUUGACAAAACCAGUUGAACCCAUAAUUGCUAUAGACAUACCUGAUUGAUGCCCUGCUCAAUGGUUAUGCAAUAUAUUAAAUUAUUCAAAUAAUGCUUUUUUUUUAAAGGCAUUUUUAAAAUUGAAGACUACAAAUAAUUUUGAAUCAACAAAUUUAACAUUUUUGCAAAGGUCAAUCAAAUCAAUCUGAUAACAUAAGUUGUUAUUGUGAUUAUUUACUUGGUCAUAAUUUAUUUUUAUUACGAUGCAAUGAUCGUCUAUAAUAACAAGACUAUUUUCUAUUUUAAUAUAAUUUAUUUAUUGAUUGUAAGUUUAAUCAGUACAAUUAAGAUAUUUUAUUAAUAUUUAUACUCGAUACGUUAAAUUUAUUAUGAAAGAGACUAAAAUUGUGUUAAAAAUAUUGUUAGUUCAAAUAAUAAUUAAUGCAAGUUCCUUAUACACAGAUCAAUAAUAUGAAUUGGCGAAUAUUCAAAUCUAUAACUAUGCCAUUGUGAUGAACUUAAAUGUACAUUUGUAGAAUAAUUGCGUGAAUCUUCAACAGUUCAACAUUUACAAUGAUAUAUUAUAUCGUAUAUUAAAAACUAAUGAGGAAUGCUGGUUAUGUUAUGUUACAUACAUUCAUUUGAGUUAUUUUCAUUUACUUGAAAAGAUAUGAAAAUACUUCAAUAAUGUAUUAUGUUAUAUUUAAUCUUCCAUGAAAGUU
Molecule: messenger RNA, 2077 nt
Organism: Trichogramma pretiosum
Lineage: Eukaryota; Metazoa; Arthropoda; Insecta; Hymenoptera; Trichogrammatidae
Product: transmembrane protein 185A
Exons: 5
Coding region: 407-1423 (338 amino acids)
Source: RefSeq, a predicted model, not a curated record